Messenger RNA from Closterium sp. Naga37s-1, 864 nucleotides. The record is from the annotation of a GenBank genome assembly. Lineage: Eukaryota; Viridiplantae; Streptophyta; Zygnematophyceae; Desmidiales; Closteriaceae.
AUGGUGUUUGUGUUGAACCUCACUACCCUUCCCUGCCCUCAUAAACAUCAUUGCCCUCGUGCACCCUCACCCUCCUCACUGCCCUCCCAUGCCCUCACCCUCCUCUCUGCCCUCCCAUGCCCUCACCCUCCCCUCUGCCAUCUCAUACCCUCACCCUCCUCUCUGCCAUCCCAUACCCUCACCCUCAUAUCUGCCCUCCCAUACCCGCACCCUCCACUCUGCCCUCCCAUGCCCUCAUCCUCCUCUCUGCCCUCCCAUACACUCACCCUCCUCUCUGCUCCAAACCCAUACCCACACCCUCCUCGCUGCCCUCUCAUACCCUCACCCUCAUCUCUGCCCUCCCAUACCCGCACCCUCCUCUCUGCCCUCCCAUGCCCUCACCCUCCUCUCUGCCCUGCCAUGCCCCCACCCUCUUCUCUGCCCUCAAAUGCCCUCACCCUCCUCUCUGCCCUCUCAUGCCCUCACCCUCCUCUCUGCCGUCUCAUAAACUCACCCUCCUCUCUGCCCUCCCAUACCCUCACCCUCUUCUCUGCCCUCCCAUGCCCUCAACCUCCCCUCUGCCCUCACAUGCCCCCACCCUCCUCUCUGCCCUCCCCAUGCCCUCACCCUCCUCUCUGCCCUCUCAUACCCUCACCAUCCUCUCUGCCCUCCCAUCCUCUCACCCUCCUCUCUGCCCUCCCAUACCCUCACCCUCUUUUCUUUCCUCCCAUGCCCUCACCCUCCUCUCUGUCCUCCCAUGCCCUCACCCUCCUCCCUGCCCUCACAUGCCCUCACACUCUUCUCUGGAAUCCAUACCCACCCCACCAUAGGCGAUGGACACAGGAAGAGUCACCCACACAACGAUGGCAGUACAGCGUCAACUGA